Molecule: messenger RNA, 381 nt
Organism: Cooperia oncophora
Lineage: Eukaryota; Metazoa; Nematoda; Chromadorea; Rhabditida; Trichostrongylidae
Source: the annotation of a GenBank genome assembly
AUGUCCCAAAAGUUCAAAGUGGCAGACUUUUGUUAUGGACAAGGGUACCUGGGCUUACUAGAGAACGAUACCGUUCAUCAUGCGGGAUUGUUGGCCGGACAUUUGAGCCCGAAGAAGCUGGGCAUACGCUAUCCCCUCGAAAGUGCAAUGGUGGUGGCCAGGGUAUUCUUUGAAAGGUGGAUCGCUGAGGGAAGCCGUCAGCCAAAAUGCAUCCUAUCUGAUCAGGGAGGCGAGUUCGAUAACCGACUGAUGCAAGAGCUCAAAACGCUGAUGGGUAUAGACCAUGUUUUCACGAAAGGAUACAAUCCCAGAGAGAAUGGUCUGACUGAAGAGAUCCAAUCAAACGCUCAUUCAGAUGCUGAGGGAAAAGGUCUCUGUACC